AGACUGAACCAAUGCAGCUACACACCAAGGAACACCAAGGAUUGCUGGCCACCACCAGAAGCUGGGAAGAGACAAGGAAGGAUUCUACCCAGAGUCUCAGAAGUUACAUGGCCCUGCUGAACGUUGAUUUAGGACUCCAGCCUCCAGAACUGCGAGACAACUAUGCUCCUAGAAGCACAGGUGUUUCGAGGACUUGCUUCUACAGUUUCUCUCUCUGCAGAAUCAGGAAAGAGUGAAAAGGGACAGCCACCGAAUCCCAAGAGGCAGAGUCCACCAAAAAAUGUAGUGGAACCAAAGGAGAGGGGCAGGCUAGUAGCCACCCCAGCAGCAGCUGAAUUGUCUAACAACCUAUCUCCACCCCGUUCUUACCCGUCAGUUGUGAGUCAAGGCGGGAUGGUAGCUAGCCCUAACCCCGAUGACAACAGGCUGUUCACAGAUGAAGGGGUUCCCAAGUUUUUGUCAAGAAAGACUUUGGUAGAGUUUCCUCAGAAAGUUCCAUCUCCAUUCAGAAAACAGGGUUCCGAUCCAGAAGCUCUUCAGGAGAGCAGGAGAGGGACAGAUGACUCGUCUUCAUCCUCGUCCAGCUCCUCUGAUUCCGAGUCGGACGAGGAGGGUGACAGCUCAGAAGCUGAUCCUCAGCUGAUGAGCAAAGGCAAAGGAAGGUUUCCAAAACCGGAGGCCUCCCAUUCCUUUGAAAACAGAGCCCCCAAAACUGCGAUGUCAGUGAAAGAGAAGGCCUGGUCACAGCAGCCACAUCCAGACCUCGCCUCUCCAGAGAGGCCCCGUCAGGCAAAGAGGAAAGGGACCACCGUGAAGCCAUUAAAGGACAGAAAAGGCGCUGAACCAGCACCCACAGCAGCCAAGUCACAAGUAGAUGGAGAGUUUAUGAAGCAAAAUGGAAAGGAAAAACAAUUGCAGAAAGUAUUUAGAUCAAAUAAAAUAGAAAAAGAAAGCCAAAAGCCCUUUGAAGUUAAAAAAAUCUUAUCUGACCAUGCAAAAUCAGGAUUAUCUACACAACCGAAUGGCGGCCCAGUGCCCACUCAACUGACAGAAGAAACCGCAGCAGGAAGACAGCUGCAAGCAGCUCCGCCUGAGGCCAGAGAAGGAGGUUUGGAAAAACGAGUACCAGAACCUGAUGGGGAGGUGGCUUUUCCCCUGUUCAAAAAAGAUGUGGGGAAGCAGGUAAUAGGAAUAGCGAAGGCUAACAACGAGAUUUUGGAAGAUCAGGUACCGAUAAAACAUUUGAAGCCAGUUCCCGUUCAUCAUGAAGACGUUUUCAAUGAAAAGACAGCAGUACCGAAGCUUGAGGAGAAGGGCGAAAUCAUCGAAGACUCAGCAACCCAAACGAGAGACCAGGACGACGCACAGGAGCCCGCACAAGCCGCCGCGCCUGCCGAGCCGUUUGACAACACCACCUACAAGAAUCUCCAGCAUCAUGACUACACCACAUACACCUUCUUAGACCUCAACCUGGAACUCUCGAAGUUCAGGGUGCCUCAGCCCUCUUCAGGACGAGAGUCACCUCGACACUGAGAGCUCGGUUGAAAGAUGAAGCCUCCGUUGUCUUUGCUGCAUUCUUGCCUGCGAAAAUAAAGUCGCUCAACAGUGCUGGGGCCUGGCGU
This is a messenger RNA of Diceros bicornis minor, 1622 nucleotides long. RefSeq names its product NADH:ubiquinone oxidoreductase subunit V3 (gene NDUFV3). The record is from RefSeq and is a predicted model, not a curated record. Gene Ontology annotation, biological process: mitochondrial ATP synthesis coupled electron transport. The transcript has 4 exons. Bases 163 to 1533 code for a protein of 456 amino acids. Gene Ontology annotation, cellular component: mitochondrion. NCBI's taxonomy places the organism in Eukaryota, Metazoa, Chordata, Mammalia, Perissodactyla, Rhinocerotidae.